UUAAAUUUGAUUCGAUAUAUCCCCACUUAAAAUGUCAAUGGAUUAGUCGACUUACGCAUCCCUAUUUCCACUGUGUAUUUCAUUGACGAUUACUUGUCCACGAAUAAACAAAGAAAAUGGCUGGUGUUGCUACAAAGGGAUCCACAUUAGUGAACAGAUUGCUUGCUCAAGCUCGUCCCCAAUUGGACACAUUCUUGAGAUACGCCAAGGUGGAAUUGACUCCACCAACACCAGCUGACAUUCCCGCUAUCCGUCAAGGUAUUGGCCGCUUGGUCACUGGCGCUCGUACCGGUGCUUACAAGAACUUGACCGUUCGCGAAGCCUGGUUGAACACCUUGGUCACCAUGGAGGUCGUCUUCUGGUUCUACAUCGGUGAAUGCAUUGGCAAACGCCACAUUGUUGGCUAUGAUGUCUAAAUUUGUUUAGCGACAAUUGCAUAUAUCGAUGAAAUACAUGUAUUUUUUAGAUUACUUUAAAUAACAACAACAACAAAAAUAAUUCAUAAAUCUUGUGCACCAUGGUGUCCAGCGAACAGUGUGUAUGUGUGUUGAAUUUCAUUUGCCAUUGGCGAUUGAAUUUAAUUCUGCAACAAUAAAAUGAAAUUCGAAAUACUUCUAAUGUGAUUAUGGAA
Musca domestica (house fly) is the source of this 631-nucleotide messenger RNA. RefSeq names its product ATP synthase subunit g, mitochondrial (gene ATPsynG). Lineage: Eukaryota; Metazoa; Arthropoda; Insecta; Diptera; Muscidae. The record is from RefSeq and is a predicted model, not a curated record. Gene Ontology annotation, biological process: proton motive force-driven ATP synthesis. The transcript is spliced from 3 exons. Gene Ontology annotation, molecular function: proton transmembrane transporter activity. The coding region runs from base 117 to 416 and encodes 99 amino acids.